Messenger RNA from Aspergillus pseudotamarii, 396 nucleotides. RefSeq lists its product as uncharacterized. The record is from RefSeq and is a predicted model, not a curated record. Lineage: Eukaryota; Fungi; Ascomycota; Eurotiomycetes; Eurotiales; Aspergillaceae. The transcript has a single exon. Bases 1 to 396 code for a protein of 131 amino acids.
AUGGUCGGAGUCUACGUCGCCAUAAUAACCGACGAAGGUGUCUUCAAGCACUGGGCGAUUUUCAUCGACGAACCUCAUGAAUCCGACAAAAUCAUGCUUCAGGUCCGAGGCUCCGAUGGUCGAUUCCGCUAUGAGCCUGAAUACGGGGAUGCUCGGUGUCUCAGUGGUCUAGACGAAAUUGUAUUCCUCUUUGAUGUGGAAAGCACCAUGACUAGCAUACUGAAGGCUAUCGCCAGGGAGCUUCCCGUUCGAAGCGAUAUUCAUGGGUGGAAUUGUCAGGACUGGGUAUUGGAUUUUCUGAAUAAGUUGGAGGAAGAAGAUAUCAUAAAAGGGGAAGAUAGUGGGUAUAGAGAGCGGAAAUCGUACGUCCAGGGGAAGGUGGAAGGACUUGUGUAG